Molecule: messenger RNA, 1119 nt
Organism: Drosophila teissieri
Lineage: Eukaryota; Metazoa; Arthropoda; Insecta; Diptera; Drosophilidae
Exons: 2
Coding region: 1-1119 (372 amino acids)
Molecular function (GO): protein binding
Source: RefSeq, a predicted model, not a curated record
AUGGGUCUCGCAAAUAUAGAAGAGCUCUAUGACGACUCUCUGUACCAUAUACUUGCCUUUUUGCCCACUGAAGAUCGCAUUAUUUUCGCCCUAGUAUGCCACAGAUUUCGUCAGCUAUUUAUAAAUCAAUGUGCUGCUAAAUUCCGUGUGUAUACCCUCGAUAAGGACAGUUCCAGACUUGAGCUGAUACAAUUUUGUAUUUGUCGCGAGACGGUCGAGUCCUUGACCAUUGAUCUGGAUCACUUUGAUACGGCCCGGUGUUAUAGAACCUAUGGAUGUGUAACUCCAGAAAACUGUUUUCAAAUUCUAUGCCAGACUUUGGCCGGCAUGAGAAGGCUAGAGCAUUUGGUAGUCAAGCAGGAAUCGAUGCUAAUUACACCCAUUGAAAAGCCCUUCGAUCAAAUAUUGACUGCCGUCAGACAUUUGCCGAAGCUCAAAAGAUUGGAAAUUCGUGCUAGAGACGACUGCAGCUUGGACCGUCUAGGCCAACUUUGCCAUCUCGAACACCUGCAGCUUCUCGUCCCCAAAAUCUCACUCUUUACUCUGCUGAAAUGUUGCAAGUCCAGUGGCAAUCUUCGCAGUCUGCAUCUCGGCUAUGCCUGCAUUCAGAAGAAUUGGAGCUACAUAGUGCCGCACUGCAAGAACUUGGAGGUGCUCAGGUUCGGCAUGCCCGCGAAUUCUUCAGAGUAUUUGCAACUGGCUGGGCUGCCGAAGCUCCGGGAACUAUCGUACUUUGGGAUACGCAGAAGCGGCUCCUUUGAGCCACUACUAUCAGCACUGGCUGCCAAAUCGCAGUUGACACAUCUGUCCAUCGACGGAGGCAGUCUUACUCUGCAGGAGACAUGCCAGUUGGUCCGCAUCCAGAGCUUAAGGCACUUCAAGGGCUUCUGCUCAACGACUGACUGUGUGGAGAUGCUGGGUUGUCUGGCCAAUCUGGAGGAGCUCUGCCUCUCGAUGUUCUGCCCAACGGAUGUUUCCAAUAAUCUUCUGCCAAUCAUUGCAAAAUGCAAAGAUCUGAAACUCCUUCGCAUUGCAGGGGGCAAUGUCAAUGCAAAGUCGCUAAAAGAUGCUAUAAGCCUGAGAAAAUCUGAACCAGUUGUGUUAGUAGUUGAAAAAUAG